Nezara viridula (southern green stink bug) is the source of this 2001-nucleotide messenger RNA. Lineage: Eukaryota; Metazoa; Arthropoda; Insecta; Hemiptera; Pentatomidae. The record is from the annotation of a GenBank genome assembly.
AUGGAUUUCUGGCAACCUAAUCCUAAUGCUGAACCAUUUAUACCAAAGCGUGAGCUUAAUAAAAACAUUAAGAGUCAAUUUAGAGCCAAACUUUUUAAAAACCGGUUCAUUAAUCGUAUUUUUCAGGCUAUAUUAGUUAUAAUUCUUAUGAUCACUAUUACCCUUAACAUGGUAUUUAUCUUUGAUACUAGUCAACGUUUACAUGGAGAGUUGAGCAAUAGAAUGGGUUCUGCAUAUGUUAACCAGGGUGAUAGUGAUCAUCCAGAAAAUUUAUUAGACGACAUUACUCCGUCUUCCUUAAGUAUAGAAGUUCUUUCUAGUCAGUCUCGUGUGACAGUCACCAUUGAUGGAGCUACAAUUUUAGAAGAUGGGGAAAAAGGAGAAGGACGUGGAAUCCAUGUUGUUGUUUUAAAUCAGGCUACCGGAAGUGUCAUGUCUCAAAGGCUCUUUGACACCUAUUCACUUCAAGAAGAUGAAGCAAUGUCAUUGUUUUUAAAUAUGAUUUCAGAUGGAAGAAUAAUUAUUUUUGCAAUCAAGGAUGAGGGUACUUUUCAACUUAAAGGUGCAGCAAGAUCACUUUUAACUAGAUUGGGUUCCAGGCAUGCCCAAGGUUUGAGUUGGAGAGAUAUGUGGGCUAUGGUUACUGAAAAAGGAGGCAAAGUUUAUGGAGAAUCUUAUAGCAAAAGUGUGACUUUUAGUUCCUGGGGGGCCUCUGUUAUCUUAAGGGUUCAAGUUCCUCUAGUUCCUAUUGAAAGAAGUAAUUGCCAAUGGCCUGAUACAGAAGAAACCCAAAGGAGAUUACAAUUUUGUAAUAGAAUUGAGGGCUAUGGAAGUGUUUGCAGUUGUGAUGAACCUGCUUCACUUACUUUUUCUCCAGAACCGGUGGAAGACAAUAAAGUGUAUGAAGUACCUGUAAUUGUUAUUGCUAGCAACCGACCACAUUAUUUGUACAGAUCUCUGAGAUCUCUUUUGUCAGCUAGAGGUGCCAAUAAAGAUAUGAUAACAGUUUUCAUUGAUGGUUAUUUUGAAGAACCCCUUGAAGUGACAAAGCUUCUUGGUCUUCGUGGUAUACAGCACACUCCAAUAGGCUACAAAAAUUCCCGGAUUUCACAGCAUUAUAAAGCUUCUUUCUCUGCUGUAUUUAAUAUGUUCUCUAAUGCACAUUAUGCCAUUGUUGUUGAAGAGGAUUUAGAUGUUUCUGAAGAUUUUUUUAGUUUUUUUAGUCAAACAAUAGAGUUACUAGAAAAAGAUCCUAGCAUUUACUGUAUAUCAGCUUGGAAUGACCUUGGCUACGAAGAAACUAGCAGUGAUGUUUAUGAACUCAUGAGAGUUGAAACUAUGCCUGGUUUAGGUUGGGUACUGAGUCGUAAGUUAUAUAAGAAUGAGUUAGAACCAAAAUGGCCUACUCCUGAAAAAAUGUGGGAUUGGGACAUGUGGAUGAGAAUGUCAGAAAUUCGAAAAGAUAGAGAAUGUAUUGUUCCGGAGAUAUCUAGAACAUUUCAUUUUGGUUCAUUUGGAAUAAACAUGAACUCAUAUUUUCAAGAUAAAUAUUUUAAAAGUCAUUCAUUUAACACUCAACCAAAAGUAAUCUUCCAGAAUGUUGAAAGAGUUACGAAAGAUAAUUAUGAGGAUUUUAUUCAUAAUAUGAUUAAAACUGCUACUGUUUUAAAUGAAUUUCAAUCUCCAUGUAAUGAAAAUUUCCUUUCUAACUACAGUGAUGGAAGAAACUCUAAGGUAGCUGUAAACAUGAUAUUUAUUUUGUUUAUUAAAAUGGUUGAUUCCAAAGAUUUCGAUACCUGGCUUCAAACUGCUAAGUGUUUAAAAAUUUGGGACUUAGAUGCAAGAGGAUAUCAUAAAGCAAUGUGGCGUUUACGAAUUAAGAAUAAUGAGUUGUUGGUUGUCGGCUAUCCAUUUUCUCCUUACUCGAUUUACAAACCAGAAAAUAUAAAACCUCUGAAUUUGCAUCUACAGAAUAGCCGAGAAGUAACCGAAAGUACAUGA